Messenger RNA from Histoplasma capsulatum G186AR, 4509 nucleotides. Its product is annotated as dicer-like protein. The transcript is spliced from 15 exons. Bases 1 to 4509 code for a protein of 1502 amino acids. Gene Ontology annotation, cellular component: nucleus; RISC complex; cytoplasm. Gene Ontology annotation, biological process: siRNA processing. Lineage: Eukaryota; Fungi; Ascomycota; Eurotiomycetes; Onygenales; Ajellomycetaceae. Gene Ontology annotation, molecular function: ATP binding; ribonuclease III activity; RNA binding. The record is from RefSeq and is a predicted model, not a curated record.
AUGGAUAUCGAUAAGCUCUCCAUGCUGCCUGACGAAACCUCAGAGCCAGAGGAAUCAGAUAACGAGUUAGAGAAUUCUGAUCGGGGUCUUAUAAAUGUAGAAGAUCUACGACAGAAGCAAAAUGCCAAAUUCAAGGCUUUGCUGUCAAGAGCAUCCGAAGCCAUUACGGCGGAAGACAUCCAACGGGCAACGAAAGUUAAAACCGAGAGUGAGCUUUCUAUGACGAAUUUGAUAGAGAAUCAAGACUUCACCUCUAUUAUCCAUGACCCAAGAGAGUAUCAACUGGAGUUGUUUGAAAAAGCGAAAGCUGCCAAUAUCAUUGCUGUGCUGGAUACAGGAUCCGGCAAAACAUUUAUCGCUGUGCUUUUACUUAAACAUGUGAUCCAAAGCGAAUUAGCUGAUCGAGCAAGCGGAAAUCCACCUCGUAUAUCAUUCUUUCUGGUUGAUAGUGUUACCCUCGUAUACCAACAAGCCGCGGUCUUGAAAGCAAACAUUGAUCAGAAUAUCGACAAAUUUUGUGGAGCGAUGCAAACUGACCUAUGGAGCAAGGAGACUUGGGAAAAACACUUCUCGAAAAAUAUGAUUAUAGUCUGCACUGCCGAAGUCCUGUAUCAAUGUUUACUCCGCUCUUUCAUCCGAAUGGAACAAAUCAAUCUCCUUAUUUUCGAUGAAGCCCAUCAUGCCAAAAAAGAGCACCCGUAUGCCAGAAUUGUGAAAGAUUUCUAUUUGCGAAGACCCGAAGCACAAAAAAGACCCAAGAUAUUCGGAAUGACGGCAUCACCAGUUGACGCGAAGGUGGACGUGGCAAAAGCUGCAAAGAAUCUUGAGACGCUACUCGACAGUCAGAUUGCAACCGCGUCCAACCAGGAUGUUUUGCGGCAAGCGAUAGCGCGGCCAACUGAACAAAUAUGGGUGUAUGACAAACUUGAUGCAACAUCUGAAACUGACUUGUACAAGUGUAUGCAAUCACGCUUUGGUAAAAUUCGUGAACUUGAAAAGAUUUUCUUCUAUGCCUUGGAGGCAAGCUCGAUGCUGGGGAGAUGGUGUUCAGAUUGGCUAUGGACAUUCGCUUUGGAAGCAGCCGAAUUGCCCAAACUCGAAGGCAGGGUCUCUAAGAGCUAUAUGCAAUCUAGCUCCAGAGACCACUCCAAAGGGCUUGACGAAGCAAUUAGACUUCUUCGAGAAGCUGGGCAGCUCAUCAGAAACCACACGUUUGAUACUCCGGUGGAUUGCCCCGCACACCUGAGUUCGAAGGUGCGACUACUGCGCCAUGAGCUUUCCUUGUACUUUGAACGGCACACGGAUACCAAAUGCAUUGUAUUUGUUCAGCAGCGGCAUACAGCGAGGCUGUUAGCAGAGCUGUUUUCUCGAAUCGGAACGCGGCAUAUGCAAACAGGAAUUCUUAUAGGGGUUCAGCAUGAUGGAAUUGGGGGCGCGAACUUUUCGUUCCGACAGCAGUUUUUGACGCUGUUGAAGUUUCGCAAAGGGGAGCUCAAUUGCCUGGAGCAGUUUGCAACGUCCGUCGCUGAAGAAGGGUUGGAUAUCCCAGAUUGCAACUUGAUUAUCAGGUUCGACCUGAGCUUGACCAUGAUUCAGUAUAUUCAAAGCCGUGGAAGGGCCCGACAUUCGAACUCAAUAGUAUGGCUUUCACUCUAUGAUUCAGAAUGUCUCGCUAACGGCACUCUGCAGUACGCACACAUGGUUGAACGAGGUAACCUUAUCCACGCGUCAUGUAUCCAGGAGGCCCAGCGAGCAGAGCAUAUCAUGCGACGGUUCUGCGAAGCUCUCCCGGAAGACCGGAUUAUUCGCGGAAGUAGUGAUGAUUUGGGAAUGAAUCUAGACAAGGAACGAUACUAUAAAUCGUUUACCGUCCACAGCACUGGGGCGACGUUGACUUAUCCCUCUUCACUUGUUGUUCUUGCGCAUUACGCAAGCUCUUUACAAUACGAGAAAGAAACGUCCCCUCAGGUGAACUACUUCAUUGAGCGGAUAGACAGUGCUUUUGUUUGCGAGGCAAUCCUCCCCGAAAAGUCCCCUUUCCGGGGAUUGACGGGCAAACCGUCAGCACGGAAGUUGCAUGCCAGACAAUCUGCUGCUUUCGAAACAUGUUUGAUGCUUAGAAAGAAUGGGAUCCUCGAUGACCAUUUCGUGUCAAAAUAUCACAAAAGGCUGCCGGCGAUGAGGAAUGCGAAGCUAGCCAUCAAAUCGAAGAAAACGAAUCAGUAUGAUAUGAUGGUGAAGCCCAAACUGUGGGAAAGUGGUCGUGGCACUACUCCAAGUGUAAUAUGGGCUACUCUCUUGAUGUUAAGUCCUGUGGCUAAAUUGCGGCGAGACUAUCAACCUCUGAUCUUAUUCACGCGAUACCAGCUUCCGAAGUUUCCCAUAUUCCCGCUGUAUCUUGAAGAUGACAUUGAAUCAGGAGUUAUUACGACUCCCCUGCGGAUGCCGUUCCGAGCUUCAGAAGAUGAGUUGGGUCUACUCACUACGUUCACUCUCAGGAUUUUCCAAGAUUUGUUUCAUAAAGUAUAUGAACAUCAGCCGGCUAUGAUGACGUAUUGGCUUGCUCCAGCAAGGUUGAAUUCUAACUAUCGUGAUAUGUCAGAAGCUGUAGACCCACGACAACUUCUUGACAUCAGCAUUAUUCAGUAUGUGCAACAGAAUUCCGAAAUACGCUGGUCCUUCGAUAUGCCACCUAGCGAGGUAGAAAACCGAUUUCUGUUCGACAAAUGGGAUGGUAGAUAUCGUUACUUCACGUCCACGGUGGAACCGACCCUACGUCCCUCGGACCCUCCCCCAGCUACGAUGGCGAAGAGAAAGCAUAUGGAAAAUAUAAUGAAUUAUUGUCUUAGCCUAUUUAAGAAUUCCCGCUCCAAGUUCUUAGGGGAAUGUGAUUGGAAGCAACCAGUCGUUCGAGCUGAAUUGGUUCGACUUCGCCGGAACCUUUUGGAUAGGGCAACGGAACAGGAAAGGGGAGAAGAAACGGCGUAUUAUAUUUGUCCAGAACCUCUGAGGAUAUCAGCUUUACCCCCACCGGUUGCCGCGUUUGCCUUUGCAUUUCCGGCUAUUAUUAGUCGCAUAGAGUCCUACUUGAUUUCUCUUGAGGCAUGCGACAAACUUCAACUCAGUAUCGAGACGCAUCUCGCUCUAGAAGCCUUAACAAAGGACUCAGAUAACACUGAAGAGCAUCGAAAGGAACAGAUUCAUUUCCAACGUGGAAUGGGUAAGAAUUAUGAGCGGUUGGAGUUCCUAGGGGAUUGUUUUCUGAAGAUGGCUACUUCGAUCUCCCUUUUUGCGAUGAACCCUGACAAUGACGAGUUCGAUUUUCACGUUAAAAGGAUGUGUCUGAUUUGCAACCAAAAUCUGUUCAAUACUGCUGUUCGUCUCAAACUCUACGAGUUUGUCCGCACACAGGGCUUCUCAAGACGGAACUGGUAUCCUGAGGGUAUCAAGCUUCUUCAAGGAAAAGCUAAGUCGGAAUCAGCACAAAACAAACAGGCUUUGGGCGACAAAACAAUCGCGGAUAUUUGCGAGGCACUUAUCGGGGCUUCCUUGUUGUCAGGAGGAAAAGCUUGUCGGUUCGAUACGGCAGUUAAGGCAGUGACUGUGUUUGUGGACAGCGACAACCACCGAGUUUCUGAUUGGAAUAGUUAUAUCGACCUAUAUUCACUACCAAGCUAUCAAAUUGCCCAAGCGGAUGCGGGUCAACUUGACUUGGCUAAGCAAAUAGGCAACCGGUUAGGAUAUUACUUCACAUAUCCAAGGUUGCUCCGUUCCGCAUUCACACAUGCAUCAUACCCGUCAGCAUGGAGUACCGUUCCGUGCUAUCAGCGUCUAGAGUUUUUAGGCGAUUCUUUGCUCGACAUGGUUUGUGUUGAACAUCUGUAUCACCAUUAUCCUGAUCGGGAUCCUCAAUGGCUCACAGAACAUAAGAUGGCUAUGGUAUCAAAUAAGUUUCUGGGUGCAGUCGCUGUUAAGUUGGGGUUACAUAAACACCUCCUAUAUAUUAGCAAUGCUCUUUUUGGCCAAAUCACUAGGUACGCCGAGGAGAUUGAAGUUGCAGUGGCCGAGAGUGCCGAUUCUCCAGAUGCCUGGACAACGACCAGCGAUCCGCCCAAGUGCUUGCCGGAUAUGCUAGAGGCAUAUAUCGGGGCAAUAUUCGUCGAUUCGAAUUUCAGUUUUGAGGUGGUAGAGGAUUUCUUCCAGCGAUAUCUCAAACAGUACUUUGAGGACAUGAGCAUUUACGACGCCUUUGCAAACAAGCACCCAACGGCGGGUGAGGUGCAAAUGGUAGAUAGCACAGAACCACGGAUAUAUGCAGCGGUUAUCGUCCACGACAAGUUUGUGGCCCAAGGUAUUGCCUCAUCCGUACGGUACGCCAAGACCAAAGCCAGUGAGGCUGCACUGGCAAAGUUGGAAGGCCUUGCUUCGUUCAAAUUCCGUGAAAUAUAUGGUUGUAAUUGUGCGGCCAACAAGGUGGAAGAAGCCACAGAUGCAGCCCAGAGAAUGUGA